CUUCUGAGGAUGGUAUAUAUAUAGUCAGCUAGGUUAUCACAGUUCUCCUGGCAGCCAACAUGAAGGUCUUAGUUUUGAUCUGCUGUUUUGUCUCUCUACUGGCCCUGGCCACAACAGCAGAGGAGGAGGAGGUAUUGGAUUCUGUAUUGAGAGACAGAUCUCACAUCGAUGAGACAUUAAGACUGGCAGCAGAGGAGAAUGCAGGAAACUAUGCAGCUGCUUUGCAGAAACUGAGAAUGAUUUACCACAAUUCCAUCAGGCCUAUGGAACAUGCCUACAAAUACAGUGAGCUCAGACAACAUGAGAUCUCAGCUUAUCCAGGACGCACCCUGGGGGAUUCAGCCACAGAUGGAGAGAUAACUUCCAAACCCAUGGUCCUGUUCCUUGGCCCCUGGAGUGUGGGGAAAUCCUCUAUGAUAAACUAUUUGUUGGGGCUUCAAGAUACUCCUUAUCAGUUAUACACAGGCGCUGAGCCCACUACCUCUGAGUUCACUGUGAUCAUGCAUGGUGACAAAGUCCGGUCUGUAGAGGGCAUUGUAAUGGCUGCUGAUAGCUCUCGCUCCUUCUCUCCCCUGGAGAAAUUUGGCCAGAAUUUUCUGGAGAAGCUGAUUGGUAUUGAGAUGCCUCACAAGCUCCUGGAACGUGUCACAUUUGUGGAUACACCAGGAAUCAUUGAGAACCGCAAACAGCAGGAGAGAGGGUAUCCCUUUAAUGACGUGUGCCAGUGGUUCAUUGACCGUGCUGACCUAAUCUUUGUGGUAUUUGACCCCACUAAGUUGGAUGUUGGCCUUGAGCUAGAGAUGCUCUUCAGGCAACUGAAAGGUCGAGAGUCACAGAUACGCAUCAUACUCAACAAGGCUGACAGCCUGGCCACUCAGGAUCUCAUGCGUGUGUAUGGUGCUUUGUUCUGGAGCCUUGCACCCCUUAUCAAUGUGACUGAGCCCCCACGUGUGUACGUCAGCUCCUUCUGGCCCUAUGACUAUGCCCCUGACACCAGUGUUGAGCUCUUCAAGCGCGAGGAAAUUUCUCUCCUGGAAGACUUAAACCAGGUGAUUGAGAAUCGCCUAGAGAAUAAGAUUGCCUUCAUUCGUCAACAUGGCAUCCGUGUACGCAUCCAUGCCCUGCUGGUGGAUCGCUAUGUGCAAACAUUCAAGGAGAAAAUGAGCUUCUUCAGUGAUCCUGAAUUGGUGUUCAAGGAAAUUGUGGAUGACCCAGAUAAGUUCUAUAUCUUCAAGUCUAUCUUGGCCAAGACCAACGUCAGCAAGUUCGACCUGCCCAACCGUGAUGCAUACCGCGACUUCUUCGGCAUUAACCCAGUAAAUAGUUUCAAGCAGCUCUCUGCCCAGUGCUCUUAUAUAGGUGGCUGCCUACUGGAUAAGAUUGAAAGGGCCAUUACCAAUGAUUUGCCAGGACUCUUGAGCAGCAUCCACUCCAAUAAGAACCCUACCCUGUCCUCUUGUGAGGCCACUGGCUGUGGAGAGAAGCCCAAGAAUCGCUACCGACGAAACUGAGAGAGGAAAAAUGGGAAACAUUGGUAGAGCAAGAGCAGGGGGAAACAAAUCCUACUCCUCCCACAGGUCCGUCUCAGAAGUUGAGGAGAUCAGUUGAGGAGAUGUCAUCAGUUAUUUUUUAGCACAUUUUUUUUUUUAAUUGGGGAAAAGGGCCAGGGAUGGUGAUAUUUUGAUAAAACCUUCUGUUUUAGGCACUAAAUUAUUGAACUGUUAUAAGUUUGAAAUGGAAAAUUUAGAAAUAGGGGAAAAAUAAUGGCUGAUAUACAAAACAACGAGUCUGAUACAUUCAGUAUAAGCUGCAUUGACUGAGUAAGAUUGAAAAAAAUCAUAAUCUUGUUGGCAGGUUUGUAUGAAAUCUAGAAGGUUGUGGUUUUGUAAACAAAUUGUCUAUAAAAAGAACAUGAGCACAUCAGCUCAUGGUAACAACAUUCUGUUUUUUCAUACAGUAGGUGUUGAUUUUAUUUGUAGACUUGUGACUAGACUGGUAUCUUUCUCAUGUCAUAUUCUAUUUGGGGAAAAUCACUGUGCUGCAUGUUUAGUUACAGAAGACUUUAAAGGGGCACAUAUUCGUACAUUUUUACUUAAUUUCUUUAAGCACAUUUUCAUAGUAAAAUAUAUCUGCUUAUAACACUAUUUCCACAUGAAUGGAACGUGUCUUCUGGAAUAGUCACUUGAAUUUCAUAUUAGUAGUCUUUUUGUUUUCUAUACAUUUCAGGCAUUUUUGGAGAGAAACCUCUUUUUAAAAUGCUUAAUUGGCUUUAGAGUAUUAUGUGCCCGUGUGUUUUAACUGUGCAGGUGAUGUUUAUUGGGAAGUGAAUAAAAAAUUCAGUACCAUGUGAAUUUCCAAGUGGAAAAUGAAAUAAAAGUGUUUGUGAUUGUAAAA
This is a messenger RNA of Ictalurus punctatus (channel catfish), 2394 nucleotides long. RefSeq names its product sarcalumenin (gene srlb). Lineage: Eukaryota; Metazoa; Chordata; Actinopteri; Siluriformes; Ictaluridae. The transcript is spliced from 7 exons. The record is from RefSeq and is a predicted model, not a curated record. Bases 60 to 1511 code for a protein of 483 amino acids. Gene Ontology annotation, molecular function: GTP binding.